AAUCAGACAGGUACGGAUAAAUUUAAAACUUUUCCCCCUUUUAUAAUUUUUUUUCACGUAGUGUUUCGCAUCUUCUCUUUGGUCAUCUACAAUUCUGCACCACCAUAGCUUCAGAAUUUCCUCAAUGUCAUAGGGGUUUAAUCAGUGAAAAAUAAAUAAUCCCAAAUGAUAUUAUUGUUCAACAAUCUUUAUUUUGGUCAAGAAAUUAUGGGUCAUUCUAAAAUUAAUGCUAGCAGAAGAGACCAUUUCCUCAGUGGAUUAAUUACUUGGAUGGGUCCAAAUUCACCUUCUUGUACACACACUGAUGGUGUAAAAAAGCUGCAAGGACUCAGAUAUAGGAAUAUGUCAUCUCGGAUAGUGGGAAAGUUCAGUCAAAAUAGUCAAGAUAUCUCACAAGAGUUCCAGCUUCCAUCCGCAUAUGAAUCUGCCAUGGAAGCUCUUUCGACUCUCAUUACUCAGAAAAAACGAAAUGGCAUACCAGCCAUUAGUGGUCAAAGCCAGAAACUGGACAGAAUGUUGAGGUACAUUAAGAUUUUGGGCUUGGAAGAAGAGAUAGCAGGCCUUAAGAUUAUCCAUGUUGCUGGAACUAAAGGAAAGGGUUCAACAUGUGCCUUCUGUGAAGCAGUUUUACGGGAGUGCGGUUUCAAAACAGGACUUUUUACUUCCCCUCAUUUGAUCGAUGUUAGAGAAAGAUAUCGCCUUGAUGGGAUGGACAUAUGCCAGGAAAAAUUUCUGCAAUACUUUUGGGGUUGUUGGAAUCAGCUCAAGGCAAACAUCUCUGAAGACUUACCUAUGCCUCCUCUCUUCCAGUUCCUUACUGUGUUGGCUUUUAAAAUUUUUGUGAGCGAGAAGGUUGAUGUUGCCAUCAUUGAAGUUGGCCUUGGAGGAAAGUUGGAUUCUACGAAUGUGAUUAAGGAACCUGUUGUCUGUGGUAUUACUUCUCUGGGUAUGGAUCACAUGGAAACUUUAGGAGAUACACUAGGCCAGAUUGCUUCUCACAAGGCCGGAAUUCUUAAGCCUCAAGUUCCUGCAUUCAGUGUGCUGCAACUUUCUGACGCAAUGGAAGUUCUUCAAGAAAGGGCCAAAGAGUUGAAGGUUUCGCUGCAAGUUGUCCCACCACUAACCUUGGAAAAGUUAAAUGGAACAAGGCUAAGCUUGUCUGGUGAUCACCAACUCACUAAUGCUGCCCUUGCUGUAUCCCUUUGUAAAAGUUGGCUUAGAAGUACAGGAAACUGGAAAAGGCUGUUUGAAGAUGCAUAUGAGAAAGAUGGUCUACCAGAGGAAUUCCUGAAGGGUCUUUCAGCUGCACGUCUUUCUGGCAGGGGUCAGAUUGUUGCUGACCCUCUGAUCAACGCAUCUGGAGGAAAUAAAAGGUUGUCAGGAGAUCUUACCUUCUACCUAGAUGGAGCUCAUAGUCCUGAGAGCAUGGAUGCUUGUGCGAGAUGGUUUUCUGCUUCUGUGGUAGAAAGAAAAGACAUGUCACUUUCAUCAGUUACUUCAAAAGACAAUAAAAUGGAGAGAGCCCGGACAAACGGUUACAUCAAACCUUGUAAUAACAAGGAUCCGGACGAAAUACCAAAGCGGAUUUUGUUAUUCAACUGUAUGGAUGCAAGAGAUCCUCAAAUUCUUCUUCCUAAGCUUGUCAAUACCUGUGCAUCAUCAGGUAUUUACUUCUCAAAAGCUAUUUUUGUGCCAAGCAUUUCGGCAUAUACCAAGGUUACUUCUGCUACCUCUGCUAUUCCCUCAUAUAUCCCUGGAAAGGAUUUGUCGUGGCAGUUUAACCUUCAGAGAAUUUGGGAGAAAAUCAUUCAUGGCAAAGAUGUUCUUGAUCAGAAUCUCAAGAUAAACGCCUCAGUAGGCGUACCACCCCAUGAAUUUCUUUAUAAAGAGGCUUCUCGUUGUGGUCCAGAAGAUGGAUAUUUUACUUGUAGUGCGGUUUUUCCUUCAUUACCAUUGACCAUAAAUUGGUUGAGGGAUUGUGUUAGAGAAAACCCUUCCCUUAGACUUCAGGUUCUUGUCACUGGUUCAUUGCAUCUUGUUGGCGAUGUAUUGAAGCUGCUAAGGAGGUAAUGUAAAAUUUCCUUCCCCAAGUGGUUGGGGGGUAGUUGAUGGAGACUGGAGAGUGUGAUAUCGUUGGAACAUUUUUCAAAGUUUCUCAUGCGACGCCAAGGUAGUUGAUGGAGAGUUCGAUAUCCUUGGAACGUUUUUGAGAGUUUCUCAUGCGACGCAAUCCAAUAUUCUUUUCCUUGAAACUGAAUUUUGUGCCAUUGUGUUGUCAUCAUUAUAGUUUUAUUUCCAUGUUCAUUAAUUUAUGCAGACAAUGUUUUAUCUUUAAAUUGGGAGAUUGGGCAGCCUGGUGCACUAAGCUUCCGCUAUGCACGGAGUCCGGGGAAGGGCCUGACCAUAAGGGUCUAUUGUACGCAGUCUUACCUUACAUUUCUGCAAGAGGUUGUUUCCGCGGCUCGAACCCGUUACCUCCUUUGAAAUCCUUCUAUCCAUGAAGCUGCUAUUUUCUAGUUCUAAAUGGUAUUGUUAGAGUAUAAGAUGACUUACUAUGUUAUAGCAUGUUUGAUGGAGAACAUUACAAAUCUCUACUCACUUUUUCUUUUAUAUAUAACGAUAGUGUUUGGGUCAUCUUGCGCA
Nicotiana attenuata is the source of this 2643-nucleotide messenger RNA. RefSeq names its product folylpolyglutamate synthase. Lineage: Eukaryota; Viridiplantae; Streptophyta; Magnoliopsida; Solanales; Solanaceae. Gene Ontology annotation, biological process: tetrahydrofolylpolyglutamate biosynthetic process. Gene Ontology annotation, cellular component: cytosol; cytoplasm; mitochondrion. Gene Ontology annotation, molecular function: tetrahydrofolylpolyglutamate synthase activity; ATP binding. Bases 166 to 2070 code for a protein of 634 amino acids. The record is from RefSeq and is a predicted model, not a curated record. The transcript is spliced from 16 exons.